Neltuma alba is the source of this 1036-nucleotide messenger RNA. RefSeq lists its product as uncharacterized. NCBI's taxonomy places the organism in Eukaryota, Viridiplantae, Streptophyta, Magnoliopsida, Fabales, Fabaceae. The record is from RefSeq and is a predicted model, not a curated record. Gene Ontology annotation, cellular component: mitochondrial matrix. The coding region runs from base 1 to 768 and encodes 255 amino acids. The transcript has 4 exons.
AUGGCUAUGUACUUCGUGCUUCGCCGCGCAUCCUCAUCAGUAUUGCCACUGGCAUUUCGCACCAUGGCAUCUCCUAGAAACUCCCACUACGCUGCCUCUGCUGUUCGUACGGCUGGAAUCAGUCAUCGUCUCAUUGAAAGGAUCCUUCUACCCUCCGUGCGCUUAGCUAAUUCCUUCGCUUCAAAGACGAAUGCCGAUGAAAGUCUUCUUGGAGUCCUUGAAACUGAGAUUCAAUGCGCCGAAGAGGAGGAACAUGAACAAAUCUUUAUUAAGGUGGAGGAAGUGCCAAACGAUUUUCCAUUUUCAAUUGAAGACAAUCCUGGUGAGAGAACCAUUCUCCUUAAGAGACAAUAUGAGGAUGAAACCAUCAUAGUGCAAGUUGACAUCCCAAAUGUAGUGGCGGAGGAAGAUGAGGAUGAGGGUAAUGAUGAGGAGGAGAAGCGUGAUGAAUCUAGCAUUCCUUUAGUUGUAAAUAUUUCCAAACCAAAUGGGGUCACUCUGGAGUUUGGUGUGACUGCAUUUCCUGAUGAGAUUUCCAUAGAGAGUUUGUCCAUAAAACAGUCAGAGGAAUCAGAAGACCAGCUUGCAUAUGAGGGACCUGAGUUCCAUGAUCUGGAUGAAAAUUUGCAAAAGGCGUUCCACAAGUAUCUUGAGAUACGAGGGAUCAAACCCAGCACAACUAACUUUAUGCAUGAAUAUAUGGUCAACAAGGACAGCAAAGAAUACUCCAUGUGGCUGAAGAAUCUGAAGAAAUUUAUUGAGACAUGAUUUAGAACUAUUUUUUAUUACGAGUGGUGAACCCCUCGUCGUGUUCAGGAUUCAUUCAUAACCGUUGUUCUCAUGUUAUGAUAAGUGCUGGAGUAGAUUAUUGAUUUUGAUCAACUGUUUAGGGAGACAGUUGCUUUGGAUGGUUCAAAGUUAUCUUAGCCUCUUGUAUGUUUUUGAAUUCCUAAUUUCCUUCCAUAAGAUGGUCAGAAGAGUAUAGUUUACCAUGCCCAAAUCUGAUAAAUAACAUUCAGCUGUUUAGGAUUUUGAA